Messenger RNA from Caenorhabditis briggsae, 1332 nucleotides. The record is from RefSeq and is a predicted model, not a curated record. The transcript is spliced from 7 exons. NCBI's taxonomy places the organism in Eukaryota, Metazoa, Nematoda, Chromadorea, Rhabditida, Rhabditidae. Bases 1 to 1332 code for a protein of 443 amino acids.
AUGGAGGUGAUUCAAAUUUCGGAUUCUCUACUUGAAGAGAAUACAACCAAAGUACAAAAUGUGGCUCUAAGAAUUGGAAUUUACAAUAGAUACCCCAACAACAUCGACAAGAUCAGUCCUUUUAAGAAAAAUACCGUGGGGAUUACUGUAGGAAGUGGUAAAAUUACUAAAAGAGAUGAUGGAGAACUGACAACUGGGAUGAGGAAACUGUUCGAAUCUGAUUUUUAUCAUUUUAAUGAUACUGAAUUUGUGAAUUGUCAUUGGACGAGACCAACAGUUUCCAUUCCAGUUUACAGUUGUCGAAAAGCUAGUUUUGUUGCUUGUGAAAACGUGAUUCCACCUCCGAAAACAACCACAAAACCAAUUCCAACGACGUCGGAAAAAAUUCAGAGGACAAAAGAUAAAAAUGUCACUGUGGUUCCUGAGGUCUCUCACGACUUCCAAGAAGAUGUUAGACCUACAGAACCUAGUUAUUUUCAUAUGGAGUUUUUGGAUGAGCAUAUCAUGUUUUUUGUCACUUUAUCUGGGUUCUCAGUUGCAUUGCUGGUGGCAUCAAUUGUGCUUCAAACUAUGAAGCCUUCUCACUCACUUUCGCUUUUUCUACUCUCGACGGCACCCCUUUGUUCGCUUUCAUCUACCACUAACCCCCUUCAUCACAUGACUUACUCUUCUACACUAUCUAAAAUCGUCAAUGUAUGUAUUCCUGAAAUUCAAACGGAUUUCUUUUUGUGGACAAUUACUGAUGCUCUUUCUAUUGAACAAUCAGACACAUCUUCAACGGAUUCACUGUUGAAAAUCUCUUCAAUAGAAAUAUUGAGCAGCGCCUUGAAGAAUCCAAAAAUCUCGGAUCAAGUGGAAGAGAUUCUAAAAUCUAAUCCUCUCGAGUUAUACAACAUCCACUAUAUCGAAAAGCAUCCAAUGUUGUUGAGUACCGCAUUGAAUCUCAGUUUUCCCGAAAAGACUGGAGUUCUUGGAGUUGAAAUCAGAAAUACGAUAUGUCAGCUCACCAGCGGUGACAGGGUUCUGGCAACCGUUUCAAAUACGGACUUCGAAUGGCCCACCUAUUUCGUCAAUUUUGCAUACUACAAGAAGCUGACCGAUUUUCAAGUUUCAGUUAUGGAAUCUAACAUCGAGACAAAAUCGGAAAAGUGCAAGAGAUUCAUCAAGCAUCUGCGGAAACAAAAGGAUCCAACCAUCAAUUCUUCGUCGUGCACCUUCGAAUGCUACACCAGACGGGAGUUUUAUUACAGUGGAGCAUACGGUAGUCACGUCUUCUUCAACAGAAUCUCAUCUCGUUCCGAUGGAAUUUGCGAACACGAAAGAGUUGUUUGA